Molecule: messenger RNA, 1258 nt
Organism: Ictalurus punctatus (channel catfish)
Lineage: Eukaryota; Metazoa; Chordata; Actinopteri; Siluriformes; Ictaluridae
Gene: xrcc3
Product: X-ray repair complementing defective repair in Chinese hamster cells 3
Biological process (GO): telomere maintenance via recombination; resolution of mitotic recombination intermediates; t-circle formation
Cellular component (GO): replication fork; Rad51C-XRCC3 complex
Molecular function (GO): four-way junction DNA binding; ATP binding; ATP-dependent DNA damage sensor activity
Source: RefSeq, marked provisional
GAGGUUUGUGACGGUAAAUAUGCGGAACAGCAGACUUUAAGGGAGAGUCAUGAGAUACAAUGGACUGGGAGAAACUUGAACUGAAUCCAAAGAUUAUUGCUGCUUUAAAAAGAGCCAAUGUGAACUCAGCAGAAAAGAUUCUGAGUCUUCCGGCUCCUGAUCUGCAGAGACUCCUUCACCUCUCUGACUCUGAGGUCCAGCUGGUGCAUACUGCAGUAGCAGCUCUUUACCGCUCAGUCCCACCUGUUACAGCUUUACAGCUGAUACGUGGAGAAUUCCCAUCGUUGGAGCCUGGACAUAGGCUUUCAUUUGCUUGUCCUGUUUUGGAUGGUCUCUUGCAUGGUGGCCUUCCACUGCAUGGGAUAACGGAGUUAGCAGGCGAGAGUGCUGCUGGAAAGACCCAGUUCGGUCUGCAGCUCUCUUUGUCCGUCCAGUACUCACGCGAGCAUGGGGGACUCGGGGCAGGAGCUGUAUAUAUCUGCACUGAAGAUCCUUUUCCCAUCAAACGGUUGAGGCAGCUAAUUACCCAGCAGUCUCGGCUUCGCCCAGAUGUUCCACCGGCUCUGAUCCGCAGCAUCCGCUUCAGUGACAACAUCUAUAUCGAACACACUGCAGACCUGGAAGCCCUGCAGAGGUGUGUGACACAGCGAUUGCGCACGCUGCUGGAGCGAGGUCUAGUACGCCUCAUCGUGGUGGACUCAGUGGCUGCUCUGUUUCGUAGUGAGUUCCAGGCUGAUGAGGCCAUAGAGAGAGCACGUCACCUACUGGCCUUCUCUGCCACACUACAUCGACUCAGCCAUACAUACAGCACACCUGUUUUCUGCAUUAACCAGGUGUCAGAUGUUGUGGACGGCCCAAACCCAAGCCGCUGUGAUUAUGGCCUGGUGGAAAGUAAGGUGCUCCCUGCUCUGGGUAUUAUUUGGGCCAAUCAGGUGAUGGUGCGUCUCAUGCUGAGGAGACAGGAACGCUGUUUGAGAUCAGGGGAGCAGACCAGCGCUGCUCGCGAAUUAGAGGUGGUUUUCGCUCCUCAUCUGGCUCGAGCGAGCUGCCUGUGUGGAGUCUGGGAAGAAGGAGUUAAAGGAAUAGCCCGAGAAGGAGUCGUCGAAUAGUCUCAGGCGGUGCCAACUUAAACAAAGGAUUAGAGCAAAGAAUGAGAGAUUCUCAGGUGGUGAUGGACUCCAUUAUCUGAGGAGAAAUAUUCAAAUAAUUACACAAAUCCGUUGUUUUAUUGCACCAGUAGAAUACAAAUAGACUAAGU